Penaeus monodon (black tiger shrimp) is the source of this 641-nucleotide messenger RNA. RefSeq lists its product as uncharacterized. NCBI's taxonomy places the organism in Eukaryota, Metazoa, Arthropoda, Malacostraca, Decapoda, Penaeidae. Bases 45 to 530 code for a protein of 161 amino acids. Gene Ontology annotation, cellular component: extracellular region. Gene Ontology annotation, molecular function: peptidase inhibitor activity. The record is from RefSeq and is a predicted model, not a curated record. The transcript has 2 exons.
UCUAUCCUCCACUCUCCACAUUACACAGCUAUACUCUAACAACAAUGAAUAGCAUCAAAUCCGUGAUUGUGUGUUGCCUCCUGGUGGCCGUCUCCGCCGGUGUAGACCGAAGUAGAGGUGGACAAGGAUCCAACAGAUUCCUUCCUGGAGGCUUCGCUGGGGUCCACGGAGCUGGCCUCUUCGGCGGCGGUUUCAGUGGUGGCGGAAUCCAUGGUGGUGGAAUCCACAGUGGUAGUGGUAUUAACGGAGGUGGAAUCUCUAAUGGCCCAAGCCAAUGCAGAUAUUGGUGCAAGACUCCGGAGGGUCAAGCCUACUGCUGCGAGACGGUGCAUGAACCAGAGACACCUGUUGGUACCAAGCCCCUCAAUUGCCCACAAGUCCGUCCCACAUGCCCACGAUUCCAUGGCCCCCCCAUAACCUGUUCCAACGAUUACAAAUGUGCUGGCCUCGAUAAGUGUUGCUUCGACAGGUGUUUGGGAGAACACGUGUGCAAACCUCCCUCAUUUUUCAAUAAUCAUCUCCCCUUUUAAAGGUGGUUAUUACUAAUAUUAAGUCUUCGGUUUCCUGGUUGAUAACAGAAGAUAAGAAAACUGUGAUUUGUAGAUAUUUAUUUUUGAAUAAUAAAACCUUACACAUUUAUA